UUCUCUACUCUUUUAGCUCAGCCUUCUUUGUCUACCUUCCAUUUUAUUUUCUUGGAAAUACUUGUCAAAAUGAGAUUUACAAUAGAAAAACAUAUUGUUUUUCUUGGUCUUGUCGUUCUCUUUCCAUUAAUUUGUACCUCUCAGAGCACCUUUAAAAGCUCCAGAGCAACCUAUUAUGAUAGCCCUGAUGACUAUGGAAAUCCACGUGGUGCCUGUGGGUUUGGAGAAUAUGGAAGGACUGUCAAUUAUGGCAAUGUUGCAGGAGUUUCUAGGCUCUACAGGAAUGGAACUGGCUGUGGUGCAUGUUAUCAGGUUACGUGCACAAAUCCUCGAUAUUGCAGUUAUGAUGGGGUGAACAUUGUGGUGACUGACUAUGGUCAAGGAGACAGAACAGAUUUCAUUCUCAGCUCAAGAGCCUACACAAAGUUGGCAAAGCCAAACAUGGCCUUGGAGUUGUUUGCUUUGGGUGUUGUUGAUGUCGAAUACAGAAGGAUCUCUUGCAAGUUCUCUGGUUACAAUCUCAUGUUCAAGGUCAAUGAGAAUAGUAGAUAUCCACAAUACUUGGCCAUAAUCAUUCUAUACGCAGAAGGACAAAAUGACAUCACAGCGGUGGAGUUGUCGCAGGAGAAUGACGAUGAAUGGAAGCCUAUGAGAAAAGCCUUUGGAGCAGUAUUUGACUUCUCUAACCCACCAGAAGGUUCUAUAAGCUUGAGGUUCCAAGUGAAAGGAAGUGCUGGCAAUACCUGGGUCCAAUCCAACAAUGCCAUCCCUAGUUAUUGGAAACCUGGCGCUGCCUAUGAUUCAAACAUUCAGCUUACUUAGAUGGAGUUUAGUGUGCGUGUGCGUGUGCGUGUGUGUAUAUAUAUAUAUAUAUGUUGGAAUAAUAAACCAAAUUUAAUAUUUGGUUUCUCUAGAGUAUAUAAUAAAUAUUUAUGGGAAAUGUAAGAACAUAUUUAAUAUGGUUCAUGAACUUUGAAAAAUGUGAAAUCUUAUAUAUCUCUGUUUUUUGUCUAUUGAAGAACAUAUUUAAUAUGGUUCAUGAACUAUGAAAAAUGUGAAAGCUCAUAUAUCUCUGUUUGUUGUCUAUUGAA
Ziziphus jujuba (common jujube) is the source of this 1091-nucleotide messenger RNA. RefSeq names its product expansin-like B1. Gene Ontology annotation, cellular component: extracellular region. Gene Ontology annotation, biological process: sexual reproduction. Lineage: Eukaryota; Viridiplantae; Streptophyta; Magnoliopsida; Rosales; Rhamnaceae. The transcript is spliced from 4 exons. The record is from RefSeq and is a predicted model, not a curated record. The coding region runs from base 70 to 822 and encodes 250 amino acids.